Molecule: messenger RNA, 2547 nt
Organism: Bactrocera oleae (olive fruit fly)
Lineage: Eukaryota; Metazoa; Arthropoda; Insecta; Diptera; Tephritidae
Product: protein terminus
Source: RefSeq, a predicted model, not a curated record
AAAAUAAUGUACAUUUACAGAAUUUAUUGCACUUUAAUAAUCACUGAUUCAUUUUGAAAACUUUUGGUCUCCCUUAAUUCGGUAGCGUUACUCCAGGCGUUCUUCCAAAAAAAAGAUGUCAGAAGAUUUUUUUGCUCAAAUUUAAAAAAAAAUAAUUAUUAUUACUAUAAAGAAAUGUAGAUAAUGACCGAAGGACUAGGCAAAAAAAUUCGUAUACUGACAAAAUAGCGGCUUCCAUAAAAAGUCAUUUCGUCGUCGAAAGAAUUUACACUUCAGAGUAGCUUAAACAAUUAUUGUCAAAAAUCUUAUACUUCAAUCACUACCUGACUGAAUAUAUCAAGCAGCUAGUAUCAAAUUUCAUCUCAAUCAGUCCAGUCGUUUCGAAGCAAUUUUCCUCACCGACUCUAAAGACAGUUUUUCGAGAAAAACGCGUUUUAAGUUUUGAAAGCCGCUUACACCAAGAUUCUAACAAAUAUACUCAUAUCUCCGAAACUUUUUGCCGGAACCACUUCAAAGUUUCGAAGAAUAUGCUCAAAUAUAUAUACAUUCAAUAUAUACGUAAACCAAAAAAUUGAUUUUUUUAAAAUUCACAACCGUGUAUAACCGCUUAAGCAAAUAGCAAGUACUGUGGGUCUAAGAAAUACAGUUUAUUUACUUAUUAUAUGUUUUAAAACUACUAUGUUGAGUAAAAGCUCUUUUAAGUUAAUGAAAGUUCUUUGAAGUGAGUUAAAGUUCUCGGAAAGUAGCUCAGCAAAGUUAGUGAAAGCUUUACUGAAUUUUAAAAGCGCAUAGGUUAUACCAAACCCUAGACAAGUUAUCAACACACCUUCCGAAAUUAAUAAGAGCAACUUACCGAUGUAAUAAUGAAAUACAAGGAAGCUCUUUUCUUUUAGUGAAAGCUCGAAUGAAAUUUUCAUAUAUAAAGAAAAUCAAACUGAACGAUAUUAUACCUUUCAUGUAUUGAAAAGAGAAAAGUAACGAUAUUAUUAUUAUUAUAUUAUAUUGAUUUUUAUUGUUCCGAAAAUUGCGAUUAUGGCAAAAGAUACAUAUUUAACUAAUCCACCCUUCCACCGUGAACGUACUAAAAGCUAUACAAAAGAAUUCUUGACAAAUCUUUUGGCAUUUUAUGAAGAGAUUACCUACUUUUUACGUAAACAGCGCUUGUUUACCGUCCUUUACCUGCAUCCCUGCUACCUGUCGCUCACUACAUAUCACUUUAUUCACUUCGUAACGCGCAAGUAUAAAAGCACACGCACGACAGCACUCUACUCAGUUCAUAUUCAAUUAAAAUACAAUCAACAGUCUGCGUUCUAACACAACCCAUACAUCAUCGUACACUACGCCGCCUACUUGCCAUGCCCUACUUCCGCUCUAGCUACACCUUUAGCAUUGAGGGCAGUAGGCGUACCUUCCAUCAUCGCUGGUGCAUGGCCGGGCGUGUGUACGAGUGUGACGCAUGCAGCACAACAUGUGAUGUACGCGCUGCAUAUUCGAAACAUUGGUCCAGUGUAGGGCGUACGCUUUGCAGCGUCGAACAACGCGCGCUGUUAAAAACAAUAGAGAAGCAGCGCAUAAAGAAUUUCAUACUAUGUAGCGAGCAUAACAGGAGCACUAAUGAAUUCUUGCUGGACGCCGGCAUACAAGCUAUACCGCAAUUGUUGCGUUUACUUUUUCAUAACGCCGUGUGUCUACACUUUCGUUUGAGUUUCUAUAUGCGCGCCUUGAACGAAACGGAUUUACUUUUCUGCAGCAGCGAAUCGGCGCUUGAACAUCACCUGGAUAUUAGCGAGACUGUGGAUGUGCUAUUUCUCAUGCUGCUGGAAAAAAUCGAAGCCUAUAUGUUCGCUCGUUAUCCGACACGCGCUGCCGAGUAUAGCGUGAAGCGCAUAAAAAUUUAUGUACGUCGCGAAUUGCGUAUCAUGGCGUCAGCAUCAAAUGCACCCUUGAAAUGCAUACUGCCGCUGCAGUAUCGUGUGAAGCACGCCACCGCCGCACCAAGCGCACAGCCGGUGAGCGCGGCGGUUGCUGCUGAUUCGAAUCUGUAUUGCUUCCGCAAUUGCGCGCGCACGCAAGAGUUGUAUGUGGUACCCUAUCAGCUCGGUAAAUGUCCGAGCACUGCAUGUGAUGGUGAAGUGCAAAGCGCGCAACAAGCAUGGGAUCGCAUAGGCUGUGGCGCUCAUUAUAUACUGUUGCAGAGUGUCGAUGGCGUUCAACAACAACUUUUGAAGAUCUCGAACAUAUCCCGCUUUCUACACACCGAUGAGGAGGAUCAUGUGCACACCUGUGUCCAAUGCAAGGCCAAUUUUACACAACGCACUAAAUUUCAGUUGCACAAGGCGCUCGAUUGUGGGCGCGGCUUUGAGAUUCUUCAACUGGACGGUGAAAAUAUGGAGAUUUACGAGCACUGCUUACAAAUGCGUUGUGACAACUACAACUGGCCGCUGUAUGGUAUAAUAGAAUGAGGGUUGUGUGAAUUUAUAAUAAUAUUUGGAAAGAUUUAUUACUUAAUUAUAUAACAAAAUAUACGAAAAAGUAAAACACGAGAAA